This is a messenger RNA of Anisakis simplex (herring worm), 255 nucleotides long. The record is from the annotation of a GenBank genome assembly. Lineage: Eukaryota; Metazoa; Nematoda; Chromadorea; Rhabditida; Anisakidae.
UUGGCACUCUCUGAGAAAUACGCUAUAAAACCGUUGAAGGAAUUCUGCGGUAACUAUUUGGCAUCCAAGAUAAACACAAAUAACCUCGGUGAAACCGCAGCAAUUGCUGAAAUGUACUCAUCCAUUCCACUCAUCAAGAGGUGUGCUCGUUAUCUGAGCGAGAAUCGUAUAUCGGUACUGCGUUCCAAAGGUUGGGAAGAGCUGAAGAAGCACAAUCCUGAACUGGCUAUCCGCCUUCUUGAACACUCAAUGUAG